Messenger RNA from Xylaria bambusicola, 6297 nucleotides. RefSeq lists its product as uncharacterized. Gene Ontology annotation, biological process: fatty acid biosynthetic process; secondary metabolite biosynthetic process. Lineage: Eukaryota; Fungi; Ascomycota; Sordariomycetes; Xylariales; Xylariaceae. The coding region runs from base 1 to 6024 and encodes 2007 amino acids. The transcript has 9 exons. The record is from RefSeq and is a predicted model, not a curated record. Gene Ontology annotation, molecular function: fatty acid synthase activity; phosphopantetheine binding.
AUGCCUCCAAAUCGACAUCACGUUUUGCUUUUCGGCGACCAGACCGAUGAUGUGACGAGUAGCAUCAUCAGUCUAUACACAGCCAGCAAACAAUCUGGACUUCUGGCUAGAUUCCUACAAGAUGCAUCCGAUCUUUGCCAGAUCGAGUUCGGCAACCUGCAGCCUGAUUUUAGGAACGAGACGCCACCUUUCGAGUCUCUUCUUGAGAUGGCAGAGAAUCAUGGGAAGACGGACGGCUCACCUGUACUUGCGUCUUGUGCCGUGUCGUACUUCGCUCGAUUGGGACAGCUCGUCCUUCGAGCAGAGCAAGAUCCUACGAUCCUCUUAGGCCCGCGUGUCCUCAUUGGGUUGUGUAUCAAUCUCUUUCCGGCAGCAUUAGCGGCCGCGGCCAGGAGUGCGACGGAGCUCACAAGGCUCUCAUUGGAAGGUUUCCCUUCCUACUUCAGCUUGGCCGUAGCCAAUCAUACCCGAACAAAACAGAUCGAGCAGACACACGGUGAAUGGUCGUGUAUGGUCUCGACACCGUCAGAUCUCAAUUUGCAGUCACUGUUGGACAAGUUCCACGAAGAACAUGAUAUCCCCAAUCACAAGAGAACUUGGAUCGGGGUAGUCGGUCGCGGCUGGGUGACGGUGAGCGGGCCGCCUUCGAUCCUGAAGUUGCUCAUGGUAGGAUGCCCAGAGUUCAAAGCUCUAUCCCCAAUGACGCUUCCCGUUGCCAGUGCCGUCCAUGCACCACAUCUCCCUUCGUUCGACUUCGAGUCGACCGCCAAGCCUUCGUAUAUAUGGGAUUUGCCGCUACAAGAGGGGGCUUGCAUCAUGGCUACCGAUGAUUGUGUCCCGUACUCGACGAAAACUCUCGGCGAAGUCGCACGACAGAUUAUACCCGCCAUACUAAAAGCCCCCUUGAUGGUUAAAGGGGCAUUCGCAGCUACAGCUGAGUACCUAAAGACAGCCGGUGCCACCGCUGCUGUUUCUGUUCUUGGACCUUCAGCCCAGGCUAACUCCCUAGUUCGCACUCUCAACCAUGCUGGGAUUCAAGCCGAUAUACUUCCAGCUCCAGGCAAUGUGCCCAAUAUACCAGGGAGGGCCAGGUAUGGUGCGGUGGCCAUCAUCGGUAUGUCAGCAAGACUGCCCAAGGCGAAUAAUCUCGAGGAGUUCUGGCAACUCCUGAUGGAGGGACGAAUUACUCAUGAAAAGAUUCCGCCUGAUCGCUUUGCAUUGGACGAUUUUUAUGAUCCUACAGGCACUAGGAAGAACACAAUGAUGAACACAGACGGCUGCUUCCUUUCCGAUCCCGGCGACUUCGAUGCUCGACUAUUCAACAUGUCUCCAAGAGAAGCUAUGCAUGUGGACCCCACGCACCGUUUACUGCUGAUGGCGAGCCUCGAGGCGCUUGAAAGGGCCGGAUACAAUCCCGGGGCGAAUCACUCGUCACGGAAUGAGAAGACGGCCGUUUACUUCGGUCAAAACGCUGACGUCUGGCGUGAAGUCAACGCAGAGCAAGGUAUUGACAUUUUCACCGCUCCUGGUAUACUCCGGGUGUUCUCCCCAGGAAGAGUUAGUCAUUAUUUUGGCUUUCAUGCAGGAUCGUACAGUGUUGACUCAGCUUGCUCGUCAAGCGCUACGGCUAUUCAGCUCGCCUGUGACUCGCUCAUGAACAGGAGCUGCAACUUAGCUCUCGCGGGAGGUGCGCAGAUUGCGAGCAGUCCCUUUGAGUUUUCUGCCCUGGGAAAGUCCGGGUUCUUAUCGCCAUCCGGUGGGUGCAAGACAUUCCGCGCAGAUGCUGAUGGGUACUGCCGCGGGGAAGGGGUAGGCGUGCUCGUGUUAAAGAGACAUGAAGAUGCACUGGCGGACAAUGACAAUAUCGAAGCUGUCAUCACGGGAUGGGGCCGCAACCACUCUGCUGGGGCGUCGUCUAUGACACAUCCUCACACCAAAGCUCAGGAGGAAUUAAUUCGACGAGUUCUUCGUCAGGCGAAUACGAAGCCUAGCGGGAUUGGAUACGUAGAAUGUCACGGAACGGGCACAGUGCUUGGAGAUCUGGCUGAGAUGACAUCAAUCACUCGCGUAUUUGCCAAGCAUUUCAAGCCUGCACCUAUCCAUGUUGGAUCCCUAAGAGCAAAUGUUGGCCACUCAGAGAGUGCAGCUGGUGUUUCGUCGGUCAUAAAGGCGGUCAUGUUACUCAAGACAGGCGCUGUCCCUCCACAGGCUGGGAUCACACCCGACACACAGCUACACCCGGGUUUUGCUGAUUUAGACAUGUCUUCCGUUUGCAUCGACUCUCAGCCAAACAUAUUGGACAUCACUAAGCAGAAGAUACUAGUGAAUAGUUUUGACGCUGCAGGAGGGAACACUUGCUUGCUGAUUGAGAAAGCACGUAAGCUAGUUGAUAAAACACUUGGACGCGAUUCUCGAACCUGUCACCUAGUUACUAACAAGAAAAAUCUUCUAGAAUACCUUGUCAAUCAUCCGGAGAGUAGACUAUCGGAUGUGGCAUAUUCGACGACAAGGCGCAAGAUGUACCACCCCCUGAGAUCUGCCUACGCCGUAGGAUCAACACAUGAUUUGAUCGAGCAAAUAAGAAGAGAUGUCUCUCACCACGAUCAAAACGAUUCUUUUAUCACUGGGAAACCAAAAGUUAUAUUCCUAUUCGAUGGCCAGGGAGCAUCUCUAUUUGGUGUUGCUCGAGAGUUAUACGAGACCCAUCCAGCUUUCCGAAAAUAUUUAACUGGCCUUCAGGACAUGUGUGAGCAACUAUGCCCGGAUAUGCGCCGCACGAUACUUAGCAUUCUUAUUGCUCAACAUGCAGACACCAAUGGUUCCUUUGUUACUGAAGAGCACCUAGCCAUUGUGUGUGUCCAGCUCGCUUUGGCAGACUUAUGGCGAUCGUGGGGUAUGCAACCAGAUUUGGUUCUAGGACAUAGCAUCGGCGAAUACGCUGCGCUAUCGGUAGCAGGCAUACUGUCCGUAGCCGAUACUCUGUGGUUGGUUUCGAAACGUGGAAGAUUAUUUGAAAAGACUUACACGGCUAGUGAAUAUGGUAUGCUCAGCUUGUCUGCGACGGCCGACGAUAUUCUAGCACUAUUGCAGGAGAAAGGACUACGCGAUACCUGCGAUAUUGCAUGCUUCAACAGUGAUACCUCUCAUGUCGUCGGAGGCCUGACUACAGAGUUAUGCAAGCUCGAAGAUGGCGCUAAAUCAAAAGGCGUUGCUACAAAACUCCUAGAGAUGCCUCACGCUUUUCACUGCAGUCACAUGGAACGCAUAUGGGAACCACUUCAAAAAGUAGCAAGUAAGGUCUCUUUCUUUCCUCCCCGGAUCCCGGUGGCCUCGACAGUGACGGGUAAGAUCGUCACCCAAGAAAGCAUCUUCAACGCCAACUAUAUUGCUCAUCACGCCCGUCAUCCUGUCAAAUUCAGCCAUGCCUUGAAGAGUAUCGAGUUAUUCCUGGAAUCCGACAAGGCCUCGCCUGUAUGGAUUGAUAUUGGGCCAAGCUCGACCUGCCUGGCUUUGCUUCGCCAAACAUUGGAUGCCCACCCCUCCCAUCUUUUAUCUUCUUUGCGCAAGUCUGAAAGUAACUGGAAAACCCUCGCAACCUCCGUUGGAAAAGCGUAUGCCUCCGGGUUGAAGGUGGACUGGGCAGAGUUUCACCGGCCAUUUGUGCAUUCGUUGAAGCUUCUUGAUCUGCCAACUUACGCAUUCAACCUUAAGACGUACUGGCAACCAUAUACAACGGCCACUGCAUCUGCGGCUGGUAUUGAUAUGAGUGGCCGAGGUCAACGGCCAUACCAGUUCACACCCACGGCCACUAUCCAGAAGAUCCAACAUCAAGAAAUCAGCAGCGAGAUGGUCGACGUGACAUUCAUCUCUUCUCUAAGCGAUCCUCGACUGCGAGAUGCUAUUCGGAGUCACAGAAUUGAAGGUAGCUGCAUCUGCCCUACCAGCGUAUACGUAGAUAUGGCUUUUACUGCCGCAGCUUACGUACACGAGAUCGUUCGGACUGAGAAGAAUAAAUCCUUAGGCUCUCUCAAGGGGCUCAAGCUGCUAAAGCCGUUUGUUCUUAGUGAAGGCUCAGGAGAGCAAGUAAUCGAAAUACGAGUUGUUGCCGAGAAAGAGAAUAAUUGGGAUGCCUCUGUCUCAUUUAGUUCUGAGGAUGGAUCUCAUGGCUCGUGUGACGUUCCUAGCAAUACUAGCUGUAUGGAACAUGAAUCUGAAGGGAAUGAAGCAAUAGCAAAGGCACUAUCACGCAGCGCAAAUCUCAUCGAUAUGGAGGGCGACCUUCACACCCAAGUCGACCAUCUACAUCGCCGGAUGUUCUACAAGCUAUACGACACAGUUGUCACAUAUUCUGAUCGCUACCAAGGGAUCAUGCAGGCCUGGAGCCCUGAAGUGCCUAAGGAUUCUAAGAUCCAGGAGAUCGUGGCGGAGGUGAAGCUCACCGCAACACCUGAUGGAGAGGUAGAUGCGUUUACCUUGAGCCCGUAUCACAACGACGCACUCGUACAUGCUGCAGGUUUCAUGUUGAAUAUCCAGGCAUCAGAUGAUGGACCCGACACCCUCUAUUUCUCAGUCGGCGCCAGCAGCAUCACGAUUCUCGCACAACUCAGCGACAACAAGACGUAUCAGAGCUACUGCCGCACAGUCGAAGUCACGAAAGGAGAAAUUCUAGCAAACGUCUACAUCUUCGCUGAAAAUAAACUUGUUGGGAUUGUGACAGACCUCAUGUUCCGCCGGAUGAAAAGAGCUAUUCUGAGAAAUAUGUUACAUGCGGCACGUCGCGAUGAAUCACCACCUACGCCUGACCAUGCACAAAAGCCAGCUCUACAACUCGAUGUGGACGUACAUGAGAGUCCAACACCGCGACCAACUAAUGCGAAAUGCAACAUGGUAGAUUCAUUCAUAUCGACUCUCGUUGAAGAAGCUGGCGUCGACCCAGAAGACGUCAAGGAUAACGUCUCGCUCUCGGAACUAGGCGUGGACUCUCUAAUGGCGAUGGCAAUCAUACAGAAAUUGAAGAUGAAGACGGGCUAUGUACUGCCUAUGACGACUUUCGCAGAGCUAUAUACUAUACGAGACGUGCGCGAGAGACUGGGCACUCUUAAUAACGAGUUAAACCCAACGAACAAUACUACCGCUCAAACAACGACUGAAGAAAACCACAACGCGAGCUCCUCCCACAACCACACGCCACCCUCAAACCCAGAAACGCACACACCAGCCCUAAAAACCCUCUACAAAAGCAACGCAGUCCUCAUCCAAGGCGAAGCAACCUCAUCAGCGCACCCGCUCUUCCUAAUCGCAGGCUCAACCGGCUCAGCCUCAAUAUACACGCAUCUCCCCCCUCUCGCGUCUCACACGCCAAUCUGGGCCCUCGAAUCCCCCUUCUUGCACGACCCAUCCCUCCACACCUUCACACCCUCCGAUCUCGCGCCCAUCUACAUCGCCACAAUGCAAUCCAUCCAGCCGCACGGGCCAUAUCUCGUAGGCGGAUACUCCGCCGGCGCGGUGCACGCAUACGAAGUCUCCCGCGCGCUCCUGGACGCAGGCGAGGACGUAGAUAAAUUGAUCCUGGUGGAUAUGAAAGCGCAUUGUCCAGGCGAGACCUGGUCGACGGCGCCGCGCACGGAGGACCUGGAUGCCCUGCGUGACGCGCUCCUGAGAGAUGGCGAUACACGCGUCCAUGCCCUCCUGCGUACCCCGCCCGAUAAACUCGAGAACGAGAGAUUGUUCGCGGGCCUGCGGUGCGUGUAUGCCUGGCGGCCGGAGCCCAUGGAGGCCGGCAGACGGCCGAGAUACGGGACGGUUAUGAUCUGGGCAAGGCGCGGCGUGAGGCGGGAGCCGUGCGCGAUGAAUCCCCUGGCGGCGGAGAAUAGGGAUUACAAGGCGUGGUUUUGCGGAGACAGGGAGGCGUGGGGGGUGUACGGGGCGAAUGGGUGGGAUGUGCUCGUGGGGAAUGUGCGCGCGAGCGUGGUUGAGGGGGAUCAUUGGAAUAUGCUGCGGAUGCCUUGUGUAAGUGACCUGUGAAUUGUGAUAUGAGUAUCGCUUUGUGUAUGAGAAAUGGCUGACGAGAAGAGGAGUAUAGGCUGCUGAAGUAUCGGACGCGAUUGAUUGUGCUGUCACGGAUUGUUUGGAGAAUUAAAUCGGAUUGGAUAUCUCUUCAACUCUGAUGAACUAUCAUGUUAACGGCAUUUAAGGUAGAUGAGGUCGUGAAAGAGGGUCUUGGUUGCUUUUUGAAACUUCGAAAGACAUUGUGUUCCUCCCCGUAACGCGCGAGGGAUAGUGAGAUCUGCUAUGAAC